UGCCUACUUUCGAUUUGCAUGUGACACAGAUUACACAUGAUACAGACGACAACAGAAGUAAACUGGAAAUGUUGACUUUUGUUCCAAGUAUAUGCGUAUUUUCCUUUUUGACCUUGUUGCAAACUCGUUCAAGUUUUCAGACAUCAAGUGCUUCAAUAUUAUCCAGACUUUAUUCACAAAAACUAUCGGUCAUUGAUGGUCAUUUCGGAAAAUCUUACACGAAUCACACAAAUGAGAAUUUAACAGUCAUAUACAAAUUCGAAUACAAAGAAAUAGAGAAUAAGUUUCUGCCACAUAUUUCCAGAAAUUGGACAACAGCAGUUAGAAUCAGCAUUAAACUUCUAAAUACAGCAGACGAAGACUUUCCGCUACUCUUUGUUGCUAGGCAACAGAGAGGAGUAAUAUCAUGGCAGCUCCCACUACCUUUAGAAAAUAUCUAUGAAUAUGAGUAUGCCAGUAGAACGUUAUGUCCAUUAGACCAGCGGCAUAGGAAGGCAGAUAUGAAACAAGUUAUGUAUGCUGAAAUAUCAUCUAUGAGUGUUAAAAAUUUAAAUUUUUCACUAAAAGCCAGUAAAAUCAGUGAUUUUGAAUUGAAGCCAGGAGAGGUAAAGAAUUUAUCACUAACACCGUCAGAGCCACAAUAUUAUAUGUACACAUUUCCAAGGAAUAUAGAUUCUGUUAUUGUCAAGGUUGAGUCUGGAGACAGGAAAUGUAUGGUGUUGUCUGUUCAAGAUAUACAGUGUCCAGUAUUUGAUUUGGAUAAGGAUGUAGAAUUCUCUGGAACGUAUCAGACUGUAACAAAACAAGGAGCUAUUACAGUAGAGAAAAAGAAGUACAUGGAGGAAUCUUUCUACAUUGUAUUGGUAAUGAAACCAAAAGAUUAUGAAUGUAAUGGUAUAGAUGAAAUCCAACUGCCUGGUGAAGAAAGAACUAAACAUUUGACAGUCAGAGUAUAUGGCACCAUCAGUAGUUCUAAGUAUUGUAUUGGUAUAGUUGGAGCACUAGCUAUAUUUGGUGGAUUUUACCUGAUAGCCUUUAUGAUUGGAUGCUGUUAUCAUGGAUGUCAAAAGAAUAGAGGGGUUUGGAUAAUUGAAGAAGAGAAAUCAGAAGCUGAAGGAGAGACAGAAGAUUUACUUAACAGAAGUAACACAUUACCAGGAUCAUAUGGGUCAACUACAGGCAAUGAGAGUGAUGUGAUGGACAGAUCUUUACAUGAGAUACAGACACCCAGUAAUACUACUGUAGACACAGAUUCUGUAGAUUCUAGCAUUGAUUUCCUGCCUGAUGCUGACAAGGAGAAAGAUGUAUUUAGGACAAAGACUAUUUUGUUUGUUGUUGACCUUGCAAGAAAAAGUAGGAAAAAGGUAGCCAAGAGUUACAGUUUAUUUUGCAGAAAUUUAGCAGCUAUUUCCAUUUUCUACGGCCUUGCAGUACUGCAGUUGGUGUUAACCUAUCAAACGGUACUGAAUGUAACAGGGAACCAGGAUAUAUGUUACUAUAACUUUGACUGUGCCCAUCCAUUAGGUGCACUCACAUCCUUCAACAAUGUAUUCAGUAAUGUUGGGUACAUACUACUGGGAAUUCUAUUCCUAUUUUUGGUGGCUAGAAGGGAUGUUAUUUAUAAAAAGGCUGUACAGAAAGAUAGAAAAAUUGGCAAGGAGUUGGGUAUACCACAGCACUUUGGACUGUUUUAUGCCAUGGGAUUAGCUUUAGUUAUGGAAGGAUUGAUGAGCGCUUGCUACCAUGUUUGUCCUAAUUAUUCCAAUUUUCAAUUUGAUACAUCAUUUAUGUACAUUAUUGCCUGUCUAUGUAUGUUAAAGAUUUACCAAUCCAGACACCCAGAUAUCAGUGCCAAAGCUCAUACUUCUUAUAUGUUUAUGGCCUGUGUUAUAUUCAUUGCUGUGAUAGGAGUGUUACAUGGCACCGAGUCAUUUUGGAUAGUGUUCAGUACAAUCUACAUGGUGGGAACACUUAUUAUGAGUGUGUACAUAUACUAUAUGGGAAGAUGGAAGCUAAAUAGAGAAAUAUUUAUACAUACAUGGGUACAGAUUAGACAGAAUUGUUGUGUGUGUCCUCGUCCAAUGUACAAGGACAGAUUUAUAUUCCUUGUGAUAGGUAACAGUAUUAACUGGAGUAUUGCUAUAUUUGGUGUAGUAACACGUCCAAGAGAUUUUGCUAGUUAUUUAUUAGCCAUAUUUAUAGGAAACCUAAUGUUCUAUACUGUUUAUUACACCAUAAUGAAGCUGCGGCACAAAGAGCGUCUCCAUCCUUUACUGAUUUUCUUUGUUGCCUGUGCCAUACUUUGCUGGAUUCCAGCUUUAUAUUUCUUCUUUGCUCAUUUGACAUCAUGGCAGUUAAAUCCAUCACAGUCUAGAGAAGGGAAUCAGAACUGUAUGUUGUUUGAGUUUUAUGAUUCUCAUGACAUAUGGCAUUUCCUGUCAGCUAUUAGUAUGUUCUUUUCUUUUCUUAUACUUUUGACAUUAGAUGAUGAUCUAUUUUCAACCAGAAGAGACAAGAUUCCAGUCUUCUGAUUGGCUAAAAAAAUUCCAAGAUGACAUUCUGAAAGCUGGCACAUGCCAUAGGGACCAAAUAUAUCUAUGGUGACAUUCCUUUAAUAAGCAUGUGACAUACACAAAGAAGUGAAUCAGUGUACACAUGAAGGCAGUUACUGACUUGUUUAGCGUAGUAUAAGAAUCUGUUAUAUAUUCUUGGAGUAGCCUGGGCUCCUGGAAAUAUCUGUGCUUUCACACUGCUUUGCAUUGGUAGUAAGCUAGGAUACCAGUGUAAUUCAUACUAAUCGUUGAUUUUCUGGAGAUCAGAAAAAACAAGAUAGUUUCAUGAUAACUGAAUAAAUAAGAUACUUUCAAUUUAAAUACAGUUUUAAUAAUUUGUAAUGCUUUUAGUUGUAAUCUUAAAUCUUACUAGAACACACCCGUGAUAUCGCGGGUCCGUGACUGAAUUAAAGUAUAUAACUAUGCGCAAAGCCUUAUUUUAGUAUUAGUAAUGUCAUCUGAUAAAGUCAUGCCAAUUCUAAGAUACACAGUUUUCUCAGCUUUCAAAUCUUUCUGUUUGAACUCGUCGAACUGGAACUUAUCAAUUACUGGUAAUAUUAACAAAAGGUCCUGGAAUGGAGUAUUUUUUUAUCAACAACAUUUUUCUAUAUUAGUUAUAAAUAAAGUUUAUUUGAUUCGCUGUUUUAAGUCAUGCCCAUGCCACUAACAAAUUGAAAACUGUACCUAUAAUGUAUACGCCUUAUUUUUAGUCCAAAUUUUUUUAUUUGUAUUGUUAUCUUAGAAAGUCUUACUGAUUAAAAUACUAAAAUAGGUAACAAUUUGACAAUUUAGUAGUGUCAAUCCUGUGAUUAUGACCCGUGUAUAUAGCAUAUUAAUCCUGAAUACAUCGUUGGUGGUGCGCCUGUCAGAUGCAAAACGUACAGAUAAGGUAAUAGGUAACAGGUGAAUAUACUAUAAGUAUCGGUAUCGGACUUGACCCGGAACUUCUUAAUUAUUGGCAAUAUUAAUAACGUGGAAAACAAAAGGGCCUGAAGUGGAGUAAUUUUUAAUCUACACCUUUGUACUAUAUUAGUUAUAUAUAAAGUUGAAUUCUUUGAUUCAUGGUUUUUACGUGAUGACGGCUGACAAAUUGGACCUCGUAAUUUUAGUAUUAUAGAUAAUCGUUGUAUACUUGUAAUAAAACUAAACUUUCCAUAUUUGUUUCCUACAAAACUACAUAAAUUUGAUUCCUAUCAGCCAAUAUUAUGUUUUGUCAUAUUGUUACACACAUUAGCUUUAAUACUUAGAAUUACAAAUGAUUGGUCUCUAUUACAAAAGGGAAAAGUGGCUCAGGAUUUCUUUUUACCUUUUUUCAGUUGGCAUUUUUUGUAUCAAGUCUUGUAUAAAUUGACUUCAAGUUUUCAGGUGAAUUGUACAGGGUAUAAGAGCUUUUACUUCAUUAAAAAACAACAUGUAAAAAUAUAAAGUGAUACAAUCCUCAAAGCAUUUGCCAUUGUGUGUCUUCAUUUACUUAUCAUAAAAUGACAACAUAAUAUUUUUUUAAUUCUCUAUGAACUUAUCAUUUAUGACAUAUUCAUGCCCUCUUUGUAUAUCUGUCUCUUAUAUUUUGGAUGAAUAGGAUUGUUGACUUUAGAUUAAAUUAUCUUUGUAUAAGAUGAAAACUAAAAACCAACUUUUUAAAAAAUAAUCCACAAUAGGACUUUGAUUUUCUUGAUAGAGUAUUCAUGGAGUUACUGCUCAAGUUUUGCUCAUGCAAAAUUCAUUCAUUAUACUUUUUUUCCCCAAAAAAAGUGUUUUUUAUUAAUUUGAUGCAAACAUUAUUACAGUCAGAUUGUAUUUUCAGUGUCACAGUAUUUAUUUAUAUUCAAUAUAUGCUGUUUCUAUGAAUUGUAUCUGUUAAGAAAUAAAUCAUUCUAAAUCCUUUAUAUUAAGAUAUGUUGCGAAUAUAAGUUUUGGGGAAAAUAUUGUUAUGCCGCCAAUAUGUUUUAUAUACUUGUCUUUCAUUUUUCAGCAUUAAAUAUAUUUAAAUUGUUGAAAUUAUUUUCAUAUCUUAAAUUCUUUAAUAUAUUAUACUUUGUUUAU
Messenger RNA from Mytilus trossulus (common blue mussel), 4595 nucleotides. Its product is annotated as SID1 transmembrane family member 1-like. Lineage: Eukaryota; Metazoa; Mollusca; Bivalvia; Mytilida; Mytilidae. The transcript has 23 exons. The coding region runs from base 69 to 2531 and encodes 820 amino acids. The record is from RefSeq and is a predicted model, not a curated record. Gene Ontology annotation, molecular function: RNA transmembrane transporter activity; double-stranded RNA binding. Gene Ontology annotation, biological process: RNA transport. Gene Ontology annotation, cellular component: plasma membrane; lysosome.